GCCCCCGUAGGGUCAAUGGAAGGGUACAACACAUCCUCUACAGACUUCACCUUCCUGGGGCUGUUCACCGGACAGGAAACCUCAGGUCUCCUCUUUGUCACCAUCUCCAUCAUCUUCCUCACUGCACUGAUGGCCAACGGGAUGAUGAUCUUUCUGAUCCACACUGAUUUACACCUCCACACCCCCAUGUACUUCCUCCUCAGCCACCUUUCCUUAAUCGACAUGCUGUAUAUCUCCACCAUUGUGCCAAAGAUGUUGGUGGACUAUCUGCUGGGCCAGAGAACCAUUUCUUUCAUGGGGUGCACAGCGCAGCACUUCCUCUACCUCACCCUCGUGGGGGCCGAGUUCUUCCUGCUGGGUCUCAUGGCCUACGACCGCUAUGUGGCCAUCUGCCACCCCCUGAGAUACCCUGUCCUCAUGAGCCGCCGCGUGUGUUGGAUGAUCAUCGCAGGCUCCUGGUUUGGGGGCUCUCUGGAUGGCUUCCUCCUCACACCCAUCACCAUGAGCUUUCCCUUCUGUAGCUCCCGGGAAAUUCAUCAUUUCUUCUGCGAGGCACCUGCUGUGCUGAGCUUGGCCUGCGCAGACAUAGCCCUGUAUGAGACAGUGAUGUACGUGUGCUGCGUGUUGAUGCUGCUCAUCCCCUUCUCUGUGGUGAUUGCUUCGUAUGCCCGAAUCCUGACCACUGUCCACCACAUGAGCUCUCUGGAGGGGAGGAAGAAGGCAUUUGCCACCUGCUCAUCCCACAUGCUCGUGGUGACCCUCUUCUACGGGGCUGCCAUGUACACCUACAUGCUGCCACACUCUUACCACACGCCGUCCCAGGACAAGGUCUUCUCUGUGUUCUACACCAUCCUCACGCCCAUGCUGAACCCACUCAUCUACAGUCUGAGGAACAAGGAUGUAGCUGGGGCGCUGAGGAGGGCCCUGGGGAGGCUCAGGUCUUCCCAGAGAGUGUCUGGAGAGGCUUUCUGA
This is a messenger RNA of Chinchilla lanigera (long-tailed chinchilla), 972 nucleotides long. Its product is annotated as olfactory receptor 2T1. Gene Ontology annotation, cellular component: membrane. The record is from RefSeq and is a predicted model, not a curated record. Gene Ontology annotation, biological process: G protein-coupled receptor signaling pathway. Gene Ontology annotation, molecular function: olfactory receptor activity; G protein-coupled receptor activity. The transcript has a single exon. Bases 16 to 972 code for a protein of 318 amino acids. NCBI's taxonomy places the organism in Eukaryota, Metazoa, Chordata, Mammalia, Rodentia, Chinchillidae.